AUGGCUGCCUCUACCGUUGGCGAAGCAGUCAUGAUCGCUGUGGCUAUGGCGGCUACGCGGUACCUCCCUUCGACAUCUCGAACACCUCCUACAGCAACAAGAAAUACCAACCAGCCGUCUGGUGACAUUUCUGAGGGACGAGACGCCUCAGUGCCUCCCAUUGCCACUCACGCCACCGACUUAUCCUCGCAUUUCGAGGUCUCCGAGACAGAGUUAUCAACUGGAUGCCCAACCAACCAGCCGUCUGGUGACAUUUCUGAGGGGCGAGACGCCUCAGUGCCUCCCAUUGCCACUCACGCCACCGACUUAUCCUCGCAUUUCGAGGGCUCCGAUCCUUCUGUUCCCACUUCGCCAUGGACUAGUCCUAUAUAUGAAAAAUCCUGCCUCACCUCGAAUUCCAAAAUAGUCGUUACAAACUGCCCACCACCACUCGCUCAAUCGAGUUAUCACUUAGAUCCUGCAUCGUCUUCGCCACAGACCGAUCUUGCAUUGGAUUAUGGGGCCGUUGGAAGUUGCCCAGAGCUUCACGGGACCCCGACAGAAUCUACCAUAGAUCCCGAACGCGACAUUCUUGUAUCAGCUUUAUCGCAGCUUUCCCUUCACCCUACCUUCCAGCCGCGGCCACGGGCAUCGUGUAUAGAUCACGCAGACCCGUAUUGUGCUACCGGUUCGAGCGUUGGAGUCGCGCCCCAAUGUCGGUUGGCUGCUCAGGCUAUCGGGAUUGAACUAGAGAGUCUGAGUAAAAAGGUCCGGGUGGGGAAAACCCUCCUUGCAAACGUAAAGUCCACAUUCCACACUUAUCGGAAAAAAGUCCAACGGCAGAAACGGGCUAUGAGGCACGCUAAUCAAUGUAGACAUAACUUGGAAUCGAUGAAUCGCGAACUCAAGAGAGGAAUAGAAGACACUCAGCAACAGCUCGGGAAUAUGAUCAAAUCACAAAAGGCUGUAAUCGAGGCCCAUCUCAGUACCCUCAAGUCCUCGCACAACGAGGAGCUCGCAAGAGCGAAAGAUGACGCCGAGAAAGAGGUUUGUCAAUGCCUCACAGUGGACAUUCUGCCUGACCUUUUUAUGCUCAAGCUCGUCAGCCUGCGCUGCCAGAUAGAAACAUUGAAGCAUGCGGCAUUGGACCAGUCCAUAGCUUUAGAGACGUGCAAUCAGGAGCUUGUCCGGACCAAGGAUGACGCCGAGCAAGAGCUCAUUAGCCUGUGGUGCCAGAUAGAGACACUGAAACAUGGGGCAUUGGACAAGUCUGCAGCUUUAGAGAUAUGCAAUCGGGAGCUCAUCCGGACCAAGGAUGACGCCGAGCAAGAGCUGCACGAAAUCAUUCAUACACACGAACGGAAGGAAGCCCUAGCCUUGCAGCAUGUUGCAGCAAUGCAAGCAGAAUUCGGAAUCCUAACCAAGGAGCUCCAAGCGCGUUAUCAUGAAGUGCCAUUAGUCCCGGUGAUACAAAGACUUCAUUCCCAGAUUCUAGAGCUUUCCUCAGCUCUGCAAUGGGGAGGUCCAAUACAAAGUCCAUAUCAGGUUGCCGCAGAACACGGGAUGGCCGCGAGAGGUGCACAGUCACAGGGUCACUCCCAUUUUCAAUGCACACAGAUACCCGAUGUCGAAGCGAGAGUCGUCCAAACGGACUCUCGGCGAACUUUAUCCAAGGGCAUCCAAGUGCGGUGCACUCGAAACGGAGAAACUCAAACAGAGCAUUUGCCAAAGUCGGACAAGAGCGUCCAGCUGCGUUGCACGCGUACAGGCCAAGCACAGACGGAGGCUCAACCUACAUCUGACAAGAGUGUCCAGCUGCGUUUCAUGCGCACUGGCCAAGCGCAGGCGAAAUCUUCACCACCAUCGCACAUAGUACAAACACAGACCGAGCCUCCUCAAGCAUCUACGCGCUUAGAGGCCGAGUCCGGUCGUGAGGCUUUGUCCUCGCCGGUUCCUGCUCAGGAAGCUUUGACCCCGAUGACUCCCACAAGAAUGGCGUCAACGUCGGCAUCAACGACUUCGUUCACUUUCAGGAUGACCGGAUCUCCUAGUUGUAGCAUAAUGCGCUCUGGACGACCGAAUUCUCCUCGGAGACCUAGAGAAACCAUUUCUCGCGGAACGUCAAUUGAGCCUGUCGCCGGAGCCCCCGAUGCGGGUAUGAGGAAACGGGGACGUUCUGCCUCGAAUAGCCCCGAAGGGGAUACCCAUGGCAAAAGGCGGAAGCCCAGUGAAGACAGCGGAGAUCUUGAUGACCCAUUUGAAGAUACCCAACCAGAAACACAACCUUUGACAUCGGCAGAUGUGAAGGAACUUACCGCCAAACAGAUAAACCAUUUGCUUGCUGCCCUCAGAAAAGUCGGCGUGAAGUUUCCCAACACAAAGUCACCCAAAGUGGAAACUCGACGCAGGUGGUUGUUCGAUGCCCUCGCCGGGCCCAUCACGAUCACUAUUUUCGAGGCUCUGACAUUGCCUGAGACGGACAUUGUUCAAAAAUAG
Messenger RNA from Pleurotus ostreatus (oyster mushroom), 2475 nucleotides. RefSeq lists its product as uncharacterized. Bases 1 to 2475 code for a protein of 824 amino acids. The transcript has 14 exons. The record is from RefSeq and is a predicted model, not a curated record. NCBI's taxonomy places the organism in Eukaryota, Fungi, Basidiomycota, Agaricomycetes, Agaricales, Pleurotaceae.